This is a messenger RNA of Arvicanthis niloticus (Nile rat), 2516 nucleotides long. Lineage: Eukaryota; Metazoa; Chordata; Mammalia; Rodentia; Muridae. The record is from RefSeq and is a predicted model, not a curated record.
UCUGGGUUGCUUUGAGCCUGAUGUACUGUGCUGGCAGAAGUCGCUCAGUCGGUGCGAGUGAUGCUGUGGCCGGCGAUCGUGGCGCACUGUUUUUCCCCAGGCACUGUCAUUGUGGGUGAGGAAGCUAAGAUAGAGUGAGUCAAGGACCACCUGGGAAGGAAUCUCCUCGGGCAGCUUUCAUUUUCUAAGUGGAUUUUGUUGAUUGGAAUACAGGUUGAAAACUUGAAAGGAUCAUGCUUUGUCCCCUGAAACUGAUUGUGAUUCCGGUGCUCCUGGCCCCUGUAGGUUAUUCACAGUGCCUGCCAGACUUGACUGAUUCCUCCCCUAAGCUGAGAGUGCAUGUGGGUGAAUCAGCCUUGAUGGGAUGCGUGGUCCAGCGCACAGAAGAGAAACGCGUGGACAAAGUAGAUUGGCUAUUCUCGAAAAGUUUACAUGUUGAGAAUGAAUAUGUGCUAUACUACUAUUCCAACCUCAGCGUGCCUACGGGGCGCUUCCAGAACCGGUCACAUUUGGUGGGGGACAUCUUACGGAACGACGGUUCUCUCCUGCUCCAAGAUAUUCAAAAGGCUGACGAGGGAAUCUACACCUGUGAAAUACGCCUCAAAGAUGAGGGCCAGUUGUUGAAAAAGUUCAUGUCACUGUGCGUGCUACCAGAGGAGCCUAAAGAGCUCAGAGUUCGUGUAGGUGAUCAAACUCAGAUGAGAUGUUUUUUCCAGAGCACAGAAGAGAAACGGGUGACCAAAGUAAAGUGGAUGUUUUCUUCAGGAAAGCAUGCUGAGGAGGAGACUGUCUUGUCCUAUGACUUCAGCAUGCCUAGUGGAAACUUCCAGAGCCUGGGGCGCUUCCGCAACCGUGUAGACCUGACAGGCGACAUCUCCCGCAAUGAUGCCUCUAUCAUGCUUCAAACAGUGAAGGAGUCUGACCAAGGCGUGUACACUUGCAGCAUCUACCUGGGAAAGCUGGAGUCCAGGAAAACCAUUGUGCUGCAUGUGAUCCAGGACGAAUCUCAAAGUUCAAUUUUACCAACUACUUCAACUAAGGGGAGUCAGAUGGGGAUCCUGGAUGGAAAUCAGCUGGUGAUCAUUGUGGGGAUCGUCUGUGCCACCCUCCUGCUGCUUCCGGUUUUGAUAUUAAUUGUAAAGAAAACCAGGUGGAAUAAAGGUUCAGUAAGCUCUAUGGCUUCUGUGAAGAACCUGGAGAACAAAGAGAAGACUAAACCAGAGAAACACGUCUACUCCUCCAUAACUACGUGGGAGACGGUAGAGAGAGGACCAAGCGGAGAGUCAGAGGCCACCUACAUGACCAUGCACCCAGUUUGGCCUUCUUCCCCCAAAGCAUCCAGUUUGGCCCUCUCUUCAUUCAGAUCCAAGUAAUGUGGUUGAAAAAAAAAAAAAAAAAAAAAAGGCUUGGGAAAUUCCCAAAACAGAGCAAACUUUCUGAGAAGGAGAGACUCUUCGGUGGGCCACUUCCCUGGGGCCACUGUGCCAGCUAUUUUAGACUUGUGUUUUUCAGCUGGUCUCAGCCUCCAUCAAAGGCCUGAAGAUGGAGGGUUUGGAGUCCGACAGGAAGACUAAACUGCUCCAGAUAACCAGGCACUGAUGAGGGGAGAGAGACUGGGGACUUCUCCCAGAAGUGGUGUGCUGGUUGGUGAGAACGGGAAGCUGCCUACCCUACCUUCUACUUUCAAGCACUCCACUGGACCGGAUCUGUCAUGUGAACAGUGAUUUGCUUGCUUGUUUGUUUCUUUGUUUGUUUUUGUGGAUGAGCUCCUAAGAGACUCACAGAGAUAUAAACCAACAAAAACAAUUCUUUUGAUGAAUUAUCCCCAAAUAAGUGCGGUCUGUGGGAACCAUUUUUUUUUUUUUUUUUUUUUUUUUUUUUUUUUUGUCCCGGAUGAAGGGCGAGUGGGGGAAAUUUGAAGCAUGGCACUCCUGAGAAAGUGUCCUUUGAGGAGAGCCACAGUGGAUUCAACAUCUGUGGACUGGUUUAGUUCUGGAGGAAGGUUUAGGGGUAACAUGUUAGACAUGGGCUAUGAAAACAACUCUGGGAUUUCCUCAUGCUGGGAAUCUGUGUUGGGGGCUGAAGCUAGGCCUGUGGAGUUUGGACAUCCAUCUUUUUCAAAAGUCUUGAACAGGCUUGCCAAAGCAAAUGGCCAAUGAUUGAAUUCUUGGUCUGAAAUAUGAGAUUUCUAUACUUUUCAUUGUUAUCAUGAGAUUUAAAAGGGUUGAUCUUACUUAAAAAAAAUUUUUUUUAAAUGGGAGGGGUACUGGAGAAAUAGCUCAGCAGUUAAGAGAACUGGUUGCUCUUGCAGAGGACUGGGGUUUGAUGGCCAGCAUCCACAUGGUGGCUCAUAACUGUUUGCAACUCCAGUUCCCAGGGAGCUGACACCUUCAUCUGGCUUCUGUGGUCCAUCCCAUGUGCAUGGUACAUGGACAUACAUAUAGGCAAAACACCCGUACACAUAACAUUUUUUUAAAUGUUCAAUAAAAACUAAAUAAAAGUGUUGAUCUUAAAAA